CAAUUUUGAAGUUAUACUUUUUCUCGGUGUGGACCUCAACAAUGCCCUGUUGUCAUGGGAACCGGAGCUUCUAAAGACAACUCAUCUGGCAAGAAGAAAAAAAAUGAAACGGCACAGACGAAGAAACAGCAGGAAGAACAGUCACAUAAGGCACUCUCCAAGGCUAAAGUGAAUGAUGUGACUGCUACUAUUGUUAAAGUGAACGUCUCAAAGGCAGGUUUUUGGCCUCCAGCAGUGACUGUUAAAGAAGGGCAGUGUGUGGUGUUUUCAUGGAAUGAACCAAGUGGAAAUGGGCAUAAUAUAAGACAGGUUGUAUUCGGUGCAGUCAAUUUGCAGUCAGCUGUUGGUGGUUAUUUGAGCGGCGAUCUGAAACCACAUGGAAAAUACAAAAUACAAUUCAAUCUAGAAGGUGAAUUCAAAUUUGUGAGUGAUGGAUUUCACAGUUCAACCAAACCAUUUGUUGUCACUGUCCACUUGAGAACUGAAAUUCCAGCUGAGGUAACUGACAAAGGAUUCUCCACAAACAUAUUAAGAAUCAAUCAAGGUAAUACUGUGAAAUGGACCUGGAACUCAACAUCAGUACCACAUAAAAUCUAUGAAGUCAAAUUAUGUCCAAAACACUGUGGACUUCUGCCAACAAAUACUGGGAGCUCAGUCGCAAGUGCAUCUGGAUCUUACAAGCAUGAGUUCAAGUCGCCAGGGCUUUAUUAUUUCCAAACAGAAGGUGAAGAAGAAGGGACACACCAUCUGUGUAUAGUUCAUGUCAGAGAAAGACAAAGCGAAUUCAGAAUCGAUGUGACUGACAGGAAGUUUAGUCCUCGAUUGCUGACAAUCAAACAAGGUGAUCGAGUCUGGUGGGAGUGGGACCGACUUAAGUGCAAGAAAGGUCAUAAUAUAAUACAAGUUGAUGUGCCUCAGUAUUCAGAUGAAAUAGAUCCAUAUCCUAAACCUGUUAAAGGUGGUUUUAGGUGUGAAGCACCAAGUCGCUCAGGAGUACUGAGUCAUGUGUUUUCCAAAACUGGUGUCUACUAUUACUGCGAUCAGGACUAUGAUGACAACAGAGAAUAUUUGGGAGUUAUUCUUGUCAAACCAAAAGAAAGAGAACAUUAUAUUGAACUCACUUCCGAUGGAUUUUAUCCAGAUCUUGGUGCAAUAUCAGCAGGGGAUCGUGUCUGGUGGAUUUGGGACCCACAGUCAGUACAGGAUCAUUUCUCCAUUAUGGAGGUUGAUCGCUGUCUUGCUGGAAAUGAUAAAGUCAAUUCUGACCGGGAUUGUAACAAUUUAUGCAGUUAUGUUAAUAAUGAUGAUGCUACCUUGAUAAGCUGUAUUGGUAUUGAGACAAUUCAACUGAACACAGUGGGUGUGUAUCAUUACCGUGUAUCAGACAGCCCUGUCAACGUGGGCUGCUCAUCAAUCAUUGUUAACCCCAAACCAAAGGACCAUGUUAUCACAGUCAGUGAUUCUGGAUUUGAUCCAAGGGUGUCCACAUUGUAUCCUGGUGACAGAGUCUGGUGGAUUUGGGAAGACUGCAAAGAAGAACACAAUAUCAUUCAGGUAUCUCAUCAAGGAAGACCUAUCAAAGAUGGAUUCUGUAGUGGAGCUCCAUUAGACAGUCCUGGAGCCUUUGUCUAUCAAUUUAGUGAGACUGGUGUCUACUAUUUUAUUAGCAUAGGACAGCCAAAGGCAUUUGGGGCAAUUGUUAUAUCAUCACAGCCUCUGGUCAGUCAGGUCAGAGUCUCUAAAAAUACCAUACAGCCUGAUCCUGUAUUGGCACUGACCAAUGAUGUAGUAGUAUGGAUGUGGCCAGGGCUUAGAAAGCAUGGCAUAACGCAAGUCGCUGAUACCAAACAGGUGUAUGAACUACAAUCGUACACUCAAGAUAUUGUAACACCAAGGAGGUGUUUUGCAUUGAAGUUCAGCACCCCCAAUAUCUACCAUUAUUACAGUAAAGCAUUCUCAGGCAAUGAUGAUAAAUAUUUGUAUGAACACAGUAGCAAGUGUGUUUUAAGCACCGUAAUUAUCAACAAUGCAAGUGAUAGUGUUGUUGUACAUGUCUCAAGUAAUAAGGGAUUCAAGCCAAACACAGUCAAUAUACUUAGGGGUCACAGUGUUCUUUGGUCAUGGAAAGACUGUGAGGAGGAUGAAGUGCAUAAUAUAGUACAUGUCAACCCCCCAGACCAUGAGAAACCAUACACUCCAGUGUCUGAUGAGACUGCCUUUGACAGUGGUCCAGCUAUCACCAACAAUAGUUUUAUUUACACGUUUGAUGAGCCGGGUAGUUAUUUUGUGGCAUCACAAGGAACCCCAGGUUACGUUGGCACUGUGAAUGUCCUUGAUAAAGAGGUGUUAACAGCCAUGCCAGUGAUAUCUUCUGAUGUGAAUGGUGGUACGGUUGAAAGAUGGCACACGGUAUAUUUACAAUGUAGUACCGAUGGUAGUACUAUAUUUUACACUUUAGAUGGUUCCAAUCCAGAAUAUCAUGGCCAAUUCACAAAGAUUUACAAACCAAAUAAGGGCAUUAUUUUAAGAGAAUCAGGAUUACAAGUCAUUCGUGCAAUGGCAGUCAGUGAUGAUGCUUUAAACAGUAAAAUAUUUACAUCUAAACGAUUCUGGAUACUGGAAGGUGAAAAACGAGAGAAUGGAGAUGAAGAAAUGGUUUUAUCAACAGAGGAAGAUGAUGAAGAAGAUGAUGAUUUCCAAGAUACAGCAACAACGAUGAAAUGGCAUUGGUGGAAUUGUGUUCCUGAAGUUCAAGGCUGGAUUGUAUCCCCAGGAUGUGUUGAAGUAUAUUGGGAAAUGCCUGAAGAUAUCUAUAAGCCACAGAUCAAAACAUACCAGGUUUAUGUUAACAAUGUAUGUUACUGUGAAGCCCUGCCAUCUGACUGUCACAGUGUCCGUAUCCUUGGCUUUGCUGGUGGCUGUGACUAUAUUAUUAAAAUUGUUGCUUUGCCAAAAGACUCGCAAUUUCUUCCCCAAGAAUCCAACAAACUGAGAGUGCAUAUACCAGAGAGAACUAAGAAUAAGGGACCCCUUAUCAGCUGUGAAAUACAAUAUCAGCCUGAUGUGAUGGCAAUAGUAUGGAUGGCAAUACAUGACAAGGAAAACCCAGUCACAUCAUAUAGACUGUAUGUCAAUGAUCAGAAGUGUGGAGAUGAGGUUGUGCCAGAUGAAGGAAGUAACAAAUGUAAAGUUGUCAUCCAAGGAUGUGAGAUAAAUACUCUAUAUAAAGUGUGUGUUAUAGCUGAACAAGAAGGUAAUGAAAAUGGUUUAGUAUCCAAUGAACUUCCAGUGUUGCUACCACAAACCACCCAACAUAUCAUACUACCCCAAGGUAGAAGUCUAUUAGAAGAAGACCUCCAGUGUUAUAUAACAGUUACUAGAGGGACUGGUCACCCUCCUGAUGCAGAGAGGGAACUGCUUCCAAGCACCCAGCUUACUAUGGAGCUAGAUCUUGACCGGUCUUACACUCACACAGAGACUAUACUGACACAAACCAAUAUUCAUUUAGAGGAGCAACAGGAAAACCAGGUAAAAGAGCAUGCCGAGUGCAGUGAUGAUCAUAAUGUUAAUGCUGCUUCUGAUGAUGAUAGUAAUGCACGAUCUAAUGAGUGUGAACAAUCUGUGUGGAGAGCAUCUAGCUCAGACUCCAGUUCUUCAGAAUCUGGGAGCUCUUCUGAGAGUGAUGAAGAUGAACUAGUUAAACAAAAUGAGUUAGAUGAGGGGGAGGAGGAGAAGGGAGAUGAAUCAGAAAGAGAGGAGGAAAGGGAGGAGGAGGUUGGGGAGGGGAAUAAUGAUCUGAAAAGAAGUAAAGAGACUGCUGACUCUGAUACAGAAGAGGUCUUGGUAGAAGAACAGAUACACGAUCAGGAAGAAGAAAAAAUGCAUCUGGAAACUUCUGAUAAUUAUGAAAUGCAUGAUGAUAUUAAUGAGCAUGACACAUAUAUUAACAAUGCGAGUGAAAGUGAUCAUGAUAAAGAUAGCAAUCACGAUAAUGAUAAAGAUAGUAAUCAUGAUAAUGAUAAAGUUAGUAAUCAAGAUGUUGAUAGUGAAUUGCAUGGUGUUGCUGUGAUGCACACACUUAUGGAUGAACACAUUGAUGAACAAAAGGAUGAGCUUCCAGUGCCAAAAAUUUGUUGUAAGAGUGAAGCUAAGAAACCGGAGAUACAGGUAGAGUGGAAUUGUGAGAAAUCUCAAAGCAAGAGAUAUAUACUACAGCAUUAUCUGGUAUGUGUGAUUGGUACAAAGUUUGGUGAUGUCCAAAGUCACAAUAGUUUUGAGACAGGUAUUUUAGAGGGCAAGGUAUGUUAUCAACAUUGUUGGACAGUGAAAGAGUCUACUAAGUUGAAAAUAUCUGAAUUGGCCGAGUCUACACAGUAUAAAGUAUAUGUGUCUUGUGUGUUCACACGUAAGAAGAGAACCGAUGAAAAAGUUGAGGUGAAAUCUGAAGAAGUGAUCUGUGUGAGCGGUGGUCGGCCAUCACCACCAAUUCUGAGCAUCAGUAAUAUCGGUCUACACCAAGUCUGUUUGAGUUGGGAGUCUGGCCUCACACAUCCUGAUGUGAUACUGAAAGGAUACCAAGUGUAUCUUAAUUUUAAAGAACUGGGUGAACUAUUGUCUCCACAAACUACCUCAUCAUUAAUACAAGAUAUUGCCAUUGGAGCCAGUCAUCAUGUGUAUGUGGAAUCAGUGACUGACUUGCCAGUCGGUAACAGUGAAGCAUCCAACGUUGUUACAAUCGUAUGUCCUCAGCCAUUGGACCCUCCAAGUAUCAGUUGUCUUCCCUCUGUUAAAAACUGUGCUGCCUUGAUAGUCUGGCCUAAACCAAAGGGUCCAGACUCACAAUUAGUGGCUGCAUAUAGGAUAUAUGUAGAUAACAAAGAAGUUGGUGAAUUAGAUGUGAAGAAGUCGGACUGUAGGGGAAACAGUUAUCAGUAUUACAUAACAGAUUUACAACCAGGUGUAUCUUAUGAUGUUACAGUCAGAACAUACACUGGUCAAAAAGAAGCUGAUUUAUAUUCUGGUAUUGUCUACUGUGGUGUGCUGAGUUCUAUAUCCAAUGUACUGCCAGUCAUGUGUACAGCUCCUCCAAAGUCACCAAGGCUUAGAUUAGAAGGACUUCAUAAUCAUGGUAUUGAUGUCACAUGGGAAAUACCACAACAGUAUGGAGAUGCAGCUUUGUCUGGCUUCCAGAUGGUAAAAGACGGGAAGUUGUAUGGCUCAAUAAUUGCACCAGAUGUGUUAAGUACCACAGUGAGUGGUGUUACACUGGGAGACGUGGCCACCUUACAGAUUGUAGCAUUAACAAACCACCCUGUUGGAAAAUUAGAACAUGAAGGCAGUAUCUUCAGUGGAAGUGAUUCUGGUAUUGAUAACACAUCUGCAAUUGUGCAAGAUGAGAAAGAAUUACCUCUUAUGGAGAAAUUCUCAGCUUGUAAGCCUGGACCGAAGUUGAUGGUUAGUUACACUGGUUUAGUCCAGCCACCAUCUAAAGUAUGGUCAGAAAACUUAACUGGACAUUCAGCCAUUGUGGCAUGGACAACUGAUGAAAAGAAGAAAAAGCAUUAUGUAUCACCUGAGAACUAUCAGGUGACGUGGUGGCCAGGUGACAAUCCAGACACAGAUAUAAGAAGCCAGUCUACCACAAAUGAUCACAUCACUAUAUCUGGGUUAAAGCCAGCCACAAAGUACACAGUGAUUGUGGAAGCCAGAAGAGCUCAGCUAUAUAGUUCAUAUAUAGAAGAAGAGUCAGAGGAGAGAGAUAACAGUACAUUUAUUCUGACUGCACAGUCAGAGCAGUUAUGUGUUACUACUGGGUGUCCACCAGAACCACCUACCAACAUUGGAGUCAUCACUAGUAGGUGUAAUAGUCUACAGAUUGCAUGGCAUUCACCUGUAGAACAUGGAAUUGAAGUUAUAGGAUUAAGGGUUUAUGUCUUUCCCAGUGAAAACAAAAAAGUUGGUUACUCUCAGUGCAUGGAACUGUUGCCCGAUAUAACAUCGUUAAUGAUACAAGACCUUGCAGAAAGCACUGAAUAUAUAAUACAUGUACUUGCAAUAACUCAAGAAUACUUUGACCAGUUGCCAUCGAGAAGCAAACGCAAAAAGAAAUCACAUUCUCUAUCAAAAGAUUGGGAAAAAGUUCCCAAAGACUCACCGUGGCUUCCAUAUGCAAGCAUGCAUGCAAUUACCUCUGGGACACAUGCUCCAGCCGAUUUAACAUGUGUCACAUCCGCUAUGGACACUAUUGUGGUGAAAUGGACACCACCUCAGGUGCUUGGAACAAAUAAAUUAGAAAGUUGUGUGGUUAGGUGGUCUGAGGAAAGUCGGAGUAAAACGCCAAGGAACGGUAACAGUCGUGGAAGUUUGACCGUACAUCCAGAGGAUACAAUGGCUGAGAUUACUUCACUGAUGCCGGGAAGAAAUUACAAGAUUUUAGUUGAAGCGCACAUCUUGGUAAAAAUGACACUUGAGGAACAAAAGAAUAGUGAUAGUGAUUAUCGUAAUGCACAGGUUGCUUCUGAUGUGAUUAUAGUUAGGACGAAAGCUCCUGUAAACCCACCUGAAUUAUUUUUGACUGGGUACAGUUCUAACCAUAUUACAUUAUAUUGGGAAAAACCAGUGUUAUUUACAGCAAUGCAAAACAAAGACAUGUCUGGUUGCAGUAGUUGUAUAAAACGCAAUUUAGUCGGUUAUAGAUUAGAUGUGAAUGGUAGAACACAUACCAGAUUGGGACCAGCAGCACAGAACUGUACAUUGACAAACUGUAGAUGUGAUAAAAAAUAUACCAUUGUGCUAGUAGCUUUAACAACAACUGAAAAUGAGAGGAACAGAAGAAAAAAGAUUGAAAGUAAGGAAGCAAAUUGGAGAGAUAGUAGCAGUACUAUAAGUAAAGAUGACAAGAAUGAGGAAUAUGAUGAAGCACCAUCCCAGGCUAUCGAUGUUAUUUUACCAAAACCACAACCAGGGGCUCUUGUUUCACUUGAAGCUAAAUUCACCAGAAGUGCCAGUAAAAAGAAUGCCAAUGAACACAGGUAUGGUUUCAUAAACAUAGAGUGGUGUACACAGAAAUCCAGUGAUUCCCACACACCCAGUAGUACUAGUGGUAUUCAAGGCUUUGAUGUGAGUUAUGUAUCAAGUCAUGAUGACAAAGAGCAUACUAAAUCACUACCACCCAAUGCUACUAGUUAUGAAUUACCAAUCAAAACAGAAAGGUUGAUAUAUGAUAUCAGUGUACAGCCGAUCUAUGACGAUGACUAUUAUUUCUCGCCAUCACAAAACCUGACAUACCAAUGUCCUGGAUCUCCAGAUCCUCCAAUGCUAUGCUGUACUUCUAUACACAGUGAUCAUUUUACCAUAGAGUGGGGUGAACCUACUUUGUAUGGUGGUGUGGAAAUCAAAGGUUAUCAG
Saccoglossus kowalevskii is the source of this 7407-nucleotide messenger RNA. RefSeq lists its product as uncharacterized. The record is from RefSeq and is a predicted model, not a curated record. NCBI's taxonomy places the organism in Eukaryota, Metazoa, Hemichordata, Enteropneusta, Harrimaniidae. Gene Ontology annotation, molecular function: protein binding.